This is a messenger RNA of Uncinocarpus reesii 1704, 486 nucleotides long. RefSeq names its product protein ycaC. Bases 1 to 486 code for a protein of 161 amino acids. The transcript is spliced from 3 exons. NCBI's taxonomy places the organism in Eukaryota, Fungi, Ascomycota, Eurotiomycetes, Onygenales, Onygenaceae. The record is from RefSeq and is a predicted model, not a curated record.
AUGGCUCCAAAAUAUACCCGUCUCGACAGAGAGAACUGCGCGUUUCUUUUUAUUGAUCACCAGUCCGGUCUGAUUCAAUUGGUUCGCGAUUUUGAAGCAGAUGAAUUCAAAAACAACGUCGAAGCCUUAGUUGACAUCGCGAAAUACUUCAAGAUCCCCUCGAUUCUCACUACGUCCUUUGACUCUGGACCAAAUGGCCCCAUUGUCAAGGAGAUAGCCAGAGGGCUUCCUGACGCUCCUCUCAUCCGUCGUCCUGGCCAGAUCAACGCGAUGGACAAUGAGGAAUUCGUCAACGCUAUCAAGAAGACGGCUCACAAGCGGCUGUCGCAGCAUGGUGUUCAGCUUCUGAAUUGGGUGGCCAUUGCGGCCGAGCUCCAUCGGGAUUGGCGCAAUGAUAUUGAAGGGUUUGGCAAGAUCUGGACUGAUCAUGUUCCCGGCUACUGGUGCUUAGCGCAAAGCUACGAGGUCGCGAAGGGUGGAAAGUAA